CGAGCGCGGGCAGCAGCAUGAAGGGCCCAGCAUCCGCGUCGCCGUCGGAGGUGAUCCGCGAGGGCGAGCUGGAGAAGCGCAGCGACAGCCUCUUCCAGCUGUGGAAGAAGAAGGCGGUGGUGCUGAGCAAGGACAGCCUGAGCCUCUUCUCGCCCGAGGCCGGCAAGGCCCGAGGCGGCGGCAGCGGCGGGAAGGAGCUGCGCUUCGGCUCCAUCCAGAAGGUGGACUGCGUGGAGCGGACGGGCAAGUACGUGUACUUCACCAUCGUCACGACGGACCGCAAGGAGAUCGACUUUCGGUGCCCGGGCGAGAGCUGCUGGAACGCCUCCAUCACCAUGGCGCUCAUCGACUUCCAGAACAAGCGCGCCAUCGAAGACUUCAAGAGUCGCCAGGAGGCCGCCGAGCACGCGGCCGCCGCCACCCGGGACAGGCGCCUCGCGCGCGCCCCCUGAGCCCGACGCGCCCCCGCCCCCUGAGCGAGAGACCAAAGAACAUUAUUCUGGAUGACAAUAGGAUCAAGUGUCUUUGACUGUGAUUCAAGUGCACCGGAGCAAGGUACCAAUGAAGGAAAGCAAAGAAGGAUGCCAGCGACUGCUAGAUCUCUUCAAAUCUGAUGAGGCUGCUGAGCAGGAGAGACAAAUCUUUGCUGAAAGGCUUUUGCAAACCAAAGAAACUUUUGAAAAACACAAACUCUGGCCAACUGAAGAGGAGGCCCACUUUGCAAACUGCUAUUUUGUUUUAUAUUUAUAAGAUGCAAAGACUAUCCUACACCACCUGGUGGGGAGGAAAUACAUAGUUUAAAUUAUUUGUAGUAUCAAUAUUUUGUAUUUAUUUUGAUGAAUGCUUUUUAAGCAAAUAGCUGUCUUAAUGUUGCUUUUUGCAUUAAUGUAGCCAUUCCAAAUAAAUGAUGUGAUAUGUUCACUUUAUUUUAUUACCACAUA
This is a messenger RNA of Lacerta agilis (Sand lizard), 941 nucleotides long. Its product is annotated as pleckstrin homology-like domain family A member 2. The record is from RefSeq and is a predicted model, not a curated record. Bases 18 to 452 code for a protein of 144 amino acids. The transcript is spliced from 2 exons. Gene Ontology annotation, biological process: positive regulation of apoptotic process. NCBI's taxonomy places the organism in Eukaryota, Metazoa, Chordata, Lepidosauria, Squamata, Lacertidae. Gene Ontology annotation, molecular function: phosphatidylinositol phosphate binding.